Molecule: messenger RNA, 2834 nt
Organism: Sycon ciliatum
Lineage: Eukaryota; Metazoa; Porifera; Calcarea; Leucosolenida; Sycettidae
Product: dual specificity protein phosphatase CDC14C-like
Exons: 17
Coding region: 289-2136 (615 amino acids)
Biological process (GO): cilium assembly; positive regulation of cytokinesis; regulation of exit from mitosis
Cellular component (GO): cytoplasm; kinociliary basal body; centrosome
Molecular function (GO): protein tyrosine phosphatase activity; protein serine/threonine phosphatase activity; protein tyrosine/serine/threonine phosphatase activity
Source: RefSeq, a predicted model, not a curated record
CCCAGUCGUCUGCGUGGAACAAGUCCUGCACAGUACAGGCUGUAGUGCGUGCAGCCCUAGCAGCAGCACCAUACUGACUGUACUCUGUAGUCGAGUACGCUCUAUCUAGUUCGUUGCCCCCUGCUUUUGUUGUGCAAGUACUUAGUUCUUGUAUUUGUAAUGACAGUUGUGUAACCUUUGGAAAAGUGACUGUAGCUCGGCCAUUUAGUUAGUAUUGCUUUCGGUCGUUCUCACCCGGGAAGAUACAGCAACAUCAGCCAUAUUGACCUCCAUUUGUCGGCCAGCAGAAUGGCGGGGUCGUCCUGCUCCAUUUUCAAACCGGACCGGCUCGUCUUCUGCGUCUCUCCUUCGAGUCGCGUCCCGCGCCUAGCGUCCAGGAGUUGUCACUAUUUCACCGUUGACGGUGAAUAUAGGUAUCAAAGCUUUGCGCAGGACUUUGGUCCGAUGAACGAGGCAGUUCUGUACAAGUUUUGGAGAAAGCUUUCCCUGAAGCUGGCGAAUCCGAAUCUGGAAAAUAAGACCAUAGUGUUCUGGACGAACGGACGCGACCAGUGUGGCAAGGCCAACGCAGCGUUCUUGAUAGGAGCAUUCUGCGUCCUGCAAUUGAACCUCGACCCGGCCUUCGUCAAUGAGCAGCUUAAACAGAAUGGGCCGUACCUUCCGUUUCGAGAUGCGAGUGCCACGAUAUCGACGUUUGGCAUUUCCAUCUUGGACUGUCUGCAAGCCGUGCGCGAGGCCGUCAGGUGGCGAUGGCUGGAUUUCUCCACCUUCAACGUGUACGAGUAUGAACUCUAUGAGACUGUAGAACAUGGUGAUUUCAAUUGGAUCAUUCCUGGGAAAAUACUGGCGUUUUGCGGUCCACACUCGAAAACCGUCGACCCAAAAGAUGGAUAUCCUACACACACUCCGGAGUACUACCAUGGCUAUUUCAAGGAGCACAACAUCACAACGAUUGUGCGCACCAACAAAGUUCUGUACGAGUCCACGCGUUUCACUAAAGCUGGCUUCCAAUUCCACGAACUAUUCUUCCCUGAUGGCACACCACCCAACAAUGUUAUCGUCGGAGGAUUCCUGGACAUCUGUUCAGCCACGUUCAAAUCAGGCGGUGGACUGGCGGUGCAUUGCAAAGCUGGACUGGGGCGUACAGGCACUCUGAUUGCUUGCUACCUGAUGAAAGAGUUCAAGAUCACUGCACAGAUGGCAAUAGCCUGGCUUAGAAUCUGCCGUCCUGGCUCAGUUCUCGGUCCGCAGCAGCACUUCCUUGAAGGGCUGGAGAGCUGGCUGUGGUCGUGUGAGCCAGACGAAGAGAGACCAGACACGCCGAGCAAAGACAUGAAGUCGAUAUCCGACCGUGUUGACACGAUAGCGCUGACGGAGAACUGCGACGCACAGCUGCUGAGUGCGACAGGCGCUCUGGACGCCAAGCUGCCCACGCAACCAUCGCCCAUCAAGCACACCACGACGCCGCCGUUGAGGAACAAACGAUCACGCGCCGGUGGCCGCACCACUGGCGCUCUCAUCAUCCCGGAGAGCUCCAGCGCCAGCGUGCGGGUUCCGGACCGCACGUCAUCACAUCCCUCACACACAGGCACACUCGUGUUUGACAGCCCAGGCAAGAUAUCAACGCCACCGCCUUCGCCACCGGACUCAUGGUGUGCAACAAAUUCUCUCUGUGUGACGGGUGGUGGGUUUGAUAUCUACCAACCAGAUCUGGGCAUCGGUCAGGUGAAAACACAGGGAGACUACCUGCGUGAGCAGAAGACAGCCAUGCAGCGAACCGGCAAUGUUGCUAGCAAGCGACGGCCAGCAGCACCAAGUACAAAGCCCAGGGUUACGCAAUCAUCUCCGGACACGGUUCCAAGACUACACUCGCAGCAGCCGCAGGACACGCACAAAUCUCCGAUGGAGUUGAGGACGUCACGUGGCAUGAAGACACCGCCAUGCCCCGGUCCUGGCAAACGAACGUGUGUGUUCCCAGAGCCGUCCUCCUGCAAGAUGGCGAAAACCGCCAUGGCCGAACCUCUAACGCACCAAUGCAAUGUGGGAGCACCGAAGCCAGGGUACGCAUACAAACUUAGAUCAUCAGUAAGAGAUAAGCUGGCCCCGAUAAAGCCACCUCGUCAGUCACAUAUCUAGCUCGGCAUUGCAUUCUGUUCAGAACUUGAAUUUCCGCAUGUUGUACUACCAUGCAUAGUGUGACCAACCAAACCUUUCUGGGGACUGGUAAUCUUGCUUCUCCUGCUUCACAAUGAAUGUGUCGGUGGAUACGCACCAUUCGUCUUGAGUGCAAUUUGACCGCUGUAUAAUUUGUUAAUGAAUUUAAAUCUGAAUUGGACAAUUGCCUUGUCGUCUUGAUUUCACCUUAUACCACCACCCCCUAUCGAGCAAACCAAACCGUUCAUGUUCAGAGAUCACUAUAUUUCAUGCAAUGCAUAACUCAAACCAUGGUGGGAUUGAGUCUCAGAUUUCAGUAGAACCAUGAAUAAAGAACGAUGAGAACUGCAAGAAUAAUGAUGUCAUCGGCGAAAUAACUUCCAAAAAACUUCCCAUUGCACUUUCCAGUUUUGUGGUGCUUUCUUACCCAUUCCAAAACAUUUCUUAUCCCAUUCUAGACUUUUCCCUUUUCCAUUCAUUCUAUAUACUCCAUUUUUCUCCCUUCAUAGACUAGUUAGAGGGGACCAUUUCCCCUUCUUUUAGACCCCGCAAUUCGAGGUCUCUCUUAGUUCCCCUCCCCACUUCGCCAUUGGGCGAGAUAUUUCUUCCCCAUUCUCUGCAUAUAGAGAUCCUUAUUUUUGUAUGUACUUAGUUAAACUGCGCGAGAAGCAGAGAGAGCA